Schizophyllum commune H4-8 is the source of this 2034-nucleotide messenger RNA. RefSeq lists its product as uncharacterized. The record is from RefSeq and is a predicted model, not a curated record. The transcript has 4 exons. Bases 1 to 1758 code for a protein of 585 amino acids. Lineage: Eukaryota; Fungi; Basidiomycota; Agaricomycetes; Agaricales; Schizophyllaceae.
AUGAAGUGGACGAACCAAGAGCGGCUUCAUGCGUAUGGCGUCCGCCUGGUUGGCUGGCCCGCCGAUAUACCCCUGCAUAACCCCUCGAUACUGAAGGCAACACAGAACGCCGCCCUCCUCGACGCCUUACGAAAAGGGUGGAUACGCUUUGAGCGCUUGAAUGCGCCUCCGAGUGAGGAUUUGGGAACGAGAACGGAGGAAGACACCGUCGACGAGGAUAUCUCGUGGGCUUGUAACGAUGCGGGGGAGGCAGAGUCGUUCUGCUUCGAAGUCUACAUCACCAUCCGGACCCGUCGGCGGAAACCAUGGGAGGAGCGGGAGAUCCUGCCGCUCCGCCUGGCUUUCGAACAGAGCGCGCGAUGGAUGGUGGACGAUAGCGCCUCGCGGCGCGCCAGCAGCCCCAUCUCUGCCAUCCCUCCGGAGACACUGAUAGAGAUAUUUGACGCGUGUCGCGUCCGCAACCACUACGAUGACCGUGAUCUAAACGCCCUCACCGUGCGCGCCGGGCCGCCCACUGUCACGGCCGUCUGCGCAGACUGGCGCCGCCUCGCAAUUGCCUCGCCGUCGCUAUGGACCGACGUUCAUUUCAAUAUAUACUCUCCGGCCCUCCUCCUCGGUGCGGCCACUCUUCUCGAAACCUUCCUUUCUCGAUCAAUGAACCUACCCCUCCAUGUCUGCAUCGCACUGCGUCGCGGCAUCGUUUGGGAAGAGCAGGAAGUCCUACCCCUUCGCUUGCUUGUCAAGCAGAGCAUGCGAUGGGCCUCUCUCCAAGCAUGCGUCGAUAUAUUUCUCUGUCGAUCUCUGCUCCCUAUCUCCGGUCGCCUCCCUAUCCUCCAGACAGUGCGCUUUAAUAUGCUGACGGGAUGUGACGACGUGGAGUGGGCGCCAUUCCGUGGUCUAUUCAGCGACUGCCCGAUGCUGAUCAAUUUUGACGGAGAGUCCGGCCCCUCGUUCUCGCUACCCUGGGAGCAGCUACAGCGCCUAUAUCUUCGCUUGUCGUUCCCCAUAGAGGCGGCAGAGCGCGCGACGCGUGUACGCGCCCUGAGCCUCACAUGGUAUAGCUUGGAUUCUCAUACGCCGGACACAAAGGAUAUCCUCCACCGACCUCAUCUUCAGAAGGCGUCCCUCGAAUUCCAUCUUCUCCGCCGCAUACGAGCGCCGUUGCUAUCUGAAUGCCACAUCCGCGAUAUCGUUGGCCACCACGCAAAGCGUCCCCAACGUAUACAGGAUAUUGCGAACUAUAUUCGCGCGAACUGCAAUUCGCUUACCGCGUUGUCGCUGCGUCUCAGUCCAGUCGACCCUGAGGCGCUCGAAGCGCUCCUGAUGGAAUGCCCCGCUCUGCGUCGGCUGCAGGUGGAGAUCUGUGCAAACUACGAGGUGUCUGAUGAAGACGACGCCCGGGUGCAUACGCGGAUGACCAAAGCCCUUACCGUAUGUGCGGGUGAAGUACCACUGAUCCCCGCCCUCGUUGACUUGCGCGUCAUCAUGCGCAGCGUCCGCUCUGCCGCGUCCGUCAGCGGAUUCGAACAAGUGUUACAGUCGCGCGCAAGUGCCUACAAUGGCGCGUCCGCUCUUCAGUCAUUCACACUCAAAAUACAGGGGGUCCAUCCGGAUCCCAGGGUUCCUGACGUUCUCGCGCAACUUACGAGGGUCAACUUCGAGGGAUGCACCACGGGCGGGGGGGCGAAAAUCGACAUAGAGCGGGGCGUACCGCACUGGAAGCUGGAAAGCGCAUGGCAGAGAUGGAUAGAAGUUUAGAGUAGGUAUGCCAACGAAAGACGUAUGAUCAGUCGAAACAACAUUGACAGACUGCUGCCAUCCUCAUGACAUUGGCAGCGAGGACCCCCCCCCUCUCUCUCUCCGUCCUCGCCCUCCGUCCUCCGCUUUACGUCUCAGCUUACCGACUCUGUCCCCCCCCCCCGAGAGAACAGUCGCUCCUUCACAUCAUUCCCGAAACAUUACUUAUGUACAGCGAGUUAUAAUCCUGGGGUAUGAAGAAAUCAAUGGAAUAGGAGCUCUGAGGCCCAAGUCCCC